GGUGGUUGUCUAGCGUGCAGUGUGCGGACCGCUUUAUUUGGUUAUUCCUUGCUGGCAAAAGUACCGGCUUACACAAAGUCCCACCGCAGUUUUCGUCAUGGAAGAGGAAGUCACAUCUGGCAGUGACAAUAUUGUCACUGAAUUUAACACAUAUGAAGAAUUUCUCGACUCACAAAUUACGUCGUUGGAUCUGUUGUACCUCGAGGAUGAGGAACUUGCAAGACAACUUGUUGAGUUAGGUUACCGGGGCAGUGGUGAAGUGUUGAAGAGAGAGGAAUUUGAGGCCAGAAAACAGGCAGCAGAGGCCAGCAGACUGUCCAAGAGAAGCCAACAAAAAGCACUGGCAAGUUCAGGGAAAGAGCUGAACAACCCCUUCCUGAAGGCACUGGCUCAGCGGGAAGAGGCCAACCGCAGUGGCAAGAUGACCUCCAUCAUCUUCAUCCGGGACAAGAACGCCCGGGGCCAGGAGAUCUCCGGCUACAUCGACUACGCCCACCGGCUCAAGACGGAGGACUUCGAGCCUUACUUCUCCGGCCGCAAGAGGCUGCUGCCCAGACCGUCCGACCUUAGCUUCUACAAUUGGGAAACCCAAACCUCUACUUCCAACCCCACGCCAAACUACCAGGUCAUUGCCGAGAAUGCCUCCGGUUUACUCUUCAAGAACAAGAGAGAUCGGAAGAUACUGACUGUCGACCCUAAGGCUUCAACUCCAGGGGACAAUUCCACUCGGACACCCCUCAGCUGCCCACAGUACACUCAAGUUGUCAUCUACGAUCACAUCACCAGGAGGAAGACAUAGAUCGGUUCAUUGGACAUAACUGUCACCAUAAGAUUUUGUAGUUUGGAUGGUGCAAGAGAAAUUCUGGACAGCACUGAAUAAAAAUGCUGUGCCAAGAAAUGCCACUGAAAAGGUCCUUUUCAGGGGAAUAUCAGAUAAGGGCGAAAGUUUCUGUCUAAAGACUUCUAUAGGAAAUAAUGAAGAAUUGCUAUAUUCGUAGCACUGCCGCCAAAAUGUUUAUCCUAAGUUCCAAGGUGUACCGUAAUUUCGGAAAUAUUUCUGAGGUUCUACUAACUGUGACACUUGGCAAUCAAAGAUCAAGUCCCAGCUGGUGUGUGGAACUUUAUUCUGUUUAGUACUGUACCAAAUUUCUGUGACACAUCUGGAGCAAGAUUUAUUGUUUGCUUGACCUUACCGAUGUAUGCGCAGGGGAUUUUUGCUCAUUGGUUGUAUAGAGAAAAAGGUAAAGGGGUUCAAGUCCAGCUGCUCGGGCUGGCCAGAUACUGUGUCCUUGAGCAAGGUACUUUACCCUAACUUGCCUCUCUGCAGGAGUGUCAUGGUUAUCAGCAUUAGCUGGGGAGUCGCCUGUGAUGGACUGGCAUAUCAUCCAGGGGAAAUGGCAAUACAUGUAUUCUCAACCAUUUCAUGUUACUGAAAGUGUCCCUGGCUAAUGACGGACUCUACUUGAAAUGCCCACUCUUUGGAGCACAAAUGUACGCCACAAUAAUAAACCAACAAAAAAUGAUUAACCUGUGAUAAAAGCGACCGAAGUACACUUACUCAUGUACUUUCACUACUAAAGUUUGACCCCACAUCCCCGAGACUGUUUAAUUCCUUAUUUGCAACUUGGUAGGUUGGCGUGAGUAAACCAAUUUUAUGGGUCGUACAGACUUUAAUCCAAUUACUAAUAGAUGGUUAUUCUGAAAUUCACCAUACAAAAACAUUAUUUUCCUGGAGCUACUGUCAUAUAAACGAGACAACUAAAUUUGAUCAGUUAAUGAACCAUUAUUUUGUAUAUAACCUUUAAUGUAUGUUCUUUGUACAGUUCAAAUAAAAAUUAAUGUGAAUUCACACAAAAUGAA
Acanthaster planci (crown-of-thorns starfish) is the source of this 1860-nucleotide messenger RNA. RefSeq names its product cilia and flagella associated protein 299 (gene cfap299). Lineage: Eukaryota; Metazoa; Echinodermata; Asteroidea; Valvatida; Acanthasteridae. The record is from RefSeq and is a predicted model, not a curated record.